Messenger RNA from Pecten maximus, 2066 nucleotides. Its product is annotated as crystallin J1A-like. The transcript is spliced from 6 exons. Lineage: Eukaryota; Metazoa; Mollusca; Bivalvia; Pectinida; Pectinidae. Bases 117 to 1100 code for a protein of 327 amino acids. The record is from RefSeq and is a predicted model, not a curated record.
UUAUUCACCGCUGUGUAAAUAAAAAAUGUUUGCCAGGUGAACAAAUGUAACGGUAUAAAACUUUAUAUAACAUUCCUUAGGCCUAACACUACUAUUUUAUAUCUAAAAGCAUCAAGAUGGCAGAUAUCACGCAAAGAUGUGUAGGAGCAGUUGUUGGAGCUCUCGUAGCAGACGCAGCAGCUAUGCCAGUUCACUGGAUCUAUGAUGUAGAGAAAAUGAAAAAGGUCAUAGAAGAUUGCCAGCAGCAGCCAGAGUUCUUACCUGAAAGUCGCUGUCCCUUUUACACUCUCCCGACUGGCAGAUACAGCAGCUAUGGUGACCAGACAUUCGUUUUACUGAAUUCCAUGGUUGAAAACAAAGGACUCAACACAGAUCAUUACAAGAAAUCUCUCUAUGAACGUUUUGGACCUAAAUCUGCAUAUGAAAUUGACCUUGGUCAUCCUAGAACUAAGGAGGACUUGCCUAUUUCGGGGCCCUGGAGACCAGCUUCACUGACAGACUUUAUAAAGAACUAUGACCAAGGAUUGGACAAGACUGGAAAAGCCACUGAUGCACAGGCAGAUGGAUUUUCUAAAGUGGCACCAUUGGUUGCACUAUAUGCAGGAGAUACUGGCAAGCUUCUGUUAGAAGUGGAUAAGGCAAUCAGAGUCACUCAAGAGGAUGACAUUGCUGUUGAAUGCGGACUGGCAGCUGCAAGUAUACUGGAAAAGUGUGUCCUUGGGAAAUCUGUGGAAGCCGCUGUCCAAGAAACUGCUAGAGAGACCAGCAAUAGUGACGUGAAAGGUUACAUACAGAAAGCUAUUGAUGGUAAAACUACACCUCAUACAGAAUUUGUACAGAAGGUUGGAAGCAGUUGCAGGGUCCCUGGUAACUUUACCAAUUCUGUCCACUGUCUGCUCAACUCUAACGGAGAUUUCCGGGACACCGUUGUCAUGACAAUAGUCCCUGGUGGCUGUAACUGCAGCAGGUGUGGCUUUGUUGGGGCUACACUAGGGGCAGUACAUGGACUUAAGGGAAUACCAGAGCACUGGAUCAGCAAAACCUUAAAUGGAGACAAACUAGUUGACCUGGCAAAUCAACUUGUUUUGUCAAGAGAGUGACACUACUUUGGCAUUUUGAUCCAAGGAAGAAUGGAAGAAUAUCGAUUAUCUGUAAACAGUAUUAAGAAAUUAGCCAAAGACUAUAUAGAAUUUUACAAGUUUCAUGAUGUUAUUUGAUACAUGAUAUGUUGUUUCAAACAUACACCAACACCUUUAUUUAACAAAAUAUAUUUACCUUAAUUUAUUGGCAAUAUUCAUUAUCAAUUUGAAUCAAAAUAUACAAAAGUUAUGUUUUCAAUAUAAGUAUUAGCUGUGCAAUAUGUAUAAUGUGUAAAGCAUUCACAAUCAUAGCUGGAGUGUUUUGUUCUGACGGUGAAGUGAAGUCUCCAUGAAUAAUAUACUAAAUUAACUUUCAGGUCCUAAGAUACCUGUCAAAAUCAAAGUUAAAGGUAUUUAUAAAUGGUCGCCAAAUCACAAGACCUGGAAUAAGUUAUCAAAGUUCUUUUUUAGUUUAGAUAAUAUUUUAUGUUUAAACAUUCAUUUGAAUAUUUAAGCUGUAUAGUAAUACCUAGAAGGUUUGAGACAUCAAGAGAUUUGACAUUGUAUAUUUAAGGUAUUUGUACCCGUGUACUUUAUGUAGAAUUAAUAAUGAUAACAGAUAAUAAAAUAUUUUUCCCAUUCUCUGCCAUUUAUCACAGACUAUCCAAUUGUUCAUAAACUUUCUUUACGUUUGAGAAAAAACCUGGAAAUUCCCUGUGAAGCAUCCACAUACCUCACAAGAAUUAUAUUUUAUAGCCACUUGGAACAAUAUUGUUACUGAAAAUAAAUUUUACAUGGAAUAUAUAUCUCGUUGCACCAGAUGCCCUCAUCGAUAUGCACUUGUAUUUGGUAAUUAUCGCCCAGAGUUAAAAUCCAAAUUGAUGGUUAAUUACCAGAUACAAGUGCCAAUGCCUGAACAUGUAAUGGAUGUUAGAACAGUAUUAGUAUAUGAUUUGCUUCAAUAAAUUUCAUUUGUUCAUUUUCAUA